AAAGGGAAUGGUGACUUAACUCUCCUUUUGUGUCUAGAGAAGAAAGUCAUACGGGUUUGUAACUGAGGGUAUAAAAAGCAUAAAUACAAUUUUGGGGUGAGUUUUUGCUUGAAAUUGAACGCAGUUUCCAAACAGCUCCACUAGAUGGAGAUUGCAUUCCAGCUUGUUUUGAUUCCGCCAGCCUUGCGCAGAAGGAGGCCGGUUAGCCAAUCACAUGCAAUGCAGAAAAGAGGUACCAACAACACUGCUCUUUAGCCUAACCCCAACCAACAUUAAUCACUGACAUUUUAACUGGCAUAAAUGUUCUAUCUCUGCAACGUUGUCUAUAGCAGACGAAAGACCACAGUCACUGUAUCAAAAGUGUGUCGUUGCCAUGGAAACUGAGGGUAAGGUGAUCGAGUGCAAGGCAGCAGUGGCCUGGGAACCAGGAAAAGCACUCUCCAUUGAGGAGGUGGAGGUUGCCCCUCCCAAAGCACAUGAAGUACGAAUUAAGAUAGUAGCAUCUGGAGUAUGCCACUCAGAUUGGGCUUACCUGUAUGAUGUUGCUAAAAUGAAGCCACGGCCUUUUCCUUUGAUCCUGGGACAUGAAGGGGCUGGGAUUGUGGAGAGUGUUGGUCCAGGUGUCACAAAGGUAUCUAAAGGAGAUAAAGUCAUUCCUCUGUUCCUGCCACAGUGUGGACAGUGUGAACGCUGCCUGAGUCCAAAGACAAACCUCUGCACCAAAGACUGGGACAAAACUCAACAGGGUGUUCUUGCAGAUGGCACCAGCAGGAUCACCUGCAAGAAUCAGCAGAUUUACCAGUUUAUUGGUGUCAGCACAUUCUCUGAAUACACUGUUGUGCCAGAGGACAAUGUCACCAAGAUUCACCCAGAUGCUCCACUGGACAAAGUCUGUCUGCUGGGCUGUGGAGUGUCUACAGGAUAUGGAGCAGCAGUGAACACAGGCAAAGUAGAAUCUGGCUCUACAUGUGCGGUGUUUGGUUUGGGAGCUGUUGGACUGGCAGCUGUCAUGGGAUGCAAGGCUGCUGGUGCUUCCAGGAUCAUCGCUGUUGACAUCAAUCCAGACAAGUCUGAGAUCGCCAAGACUUUUGGAGCAACUGAGUUUGUGAACCCUAAAGACCACAGUAAACCCAUUCAGGAGGUGCUGAGGGAGCAGAGUAAUGGUGGCGUUGACUUCUGUCUUGAGUGUGUGGGGAAUGUGGGAGUAAUGAGGGCUGCUGUGGAAGCGUGCAGUCCUGCAGGGGGAAUCUGUGUGAUUGUGGGUUGGAUUGAGGUGGAGGAACUUUCUCUGGCCCCCCUGGAUAUCCUACUAGGAAGAACUCUGAAAGGCACUUAUUUUGGAGGUUGGAAGAGUGUUGAGGCGGUGCCCAAACUUGUUCAAGACUAUAUGAGCGGGAAGCUUCUGCUGGAUGAAUUUGUGACACACAGACUGACUCUAGAUCAGGUUAACCAGGCCUUUAAUCACAUGAUCACUGGGAAAAGUAUCCGGUCAGUGAUUGAGAUGUGAAAUGGAGAUGAUGCUCAAUAUCCUUCAAACAACUCAAGUAUUUUGGUCCCUUUUCACUGCCUGUAUGUAUUGGCUAAAGUACACAGGCACAGCGAAUUAAAGGUGCCGAAGGAAAGGAGAAGUCACAUUCACUGUGUCUCAAGGAGAAUACAAAGACCAUGUCUGUUAUGAUCAGAAACUGUUCCACACAAUAAAGCCAAGUUU
Sinocyclocheilus rhinocerous is the source of this 1711-nucleotide messenger RNA. It is a transcript of the gene adh5l, whose product is annotated as alcohol dehydrogenase 5-like. The transcript is spliced from 11 exons. Gene Ontology annotation, biological process: formaldehyde catabolic process. NCBI's taxonomy places the organism in Eukaryota, Metazoa, Chordata, Actinopteri, Cypriniformes, Cyprinidae. The record is from RefSeq and is a predicted model, not a curated record. Bases 374 to 1507 code for a protein of 377 amino acids. Gene Ontology annotation, molecular function: S-(hydroxymethyl)glutathione dehydrogenase [NAD(P)+] activity; zinc ion binding; alcohol dehydrogenase (NAD+) activity. Gene Ontology annotation, cellular component: cytosol.